Molecule: messenger RNA, 881 nt
Organism: Paecilomyces variotii
Lineage: Eukaryota; Fungi; Ascomycota; Eurotiomycetes; Eurotiales; Thermoascaceae
Product: putative mitochondrial co-chaperone GrpE
Exons: 3
Coding region: 1-771 (256 amino acids)
Biological process (GO): protein import into mitochondrial matrix; protein folding
Cellular component (GO): PAM complex, Tim23 associated import motor
Molecular function (GO): protein-folding chaperone binding; adenyl-nucleotide exchange factor activity; protein homodimerization activity
Source: RefSeq, a predicted model, not a curated record
AUGUUUCAGCGUGCGUUGCUCAGACAAAGCCAGGCCAUGCGGUCUGCGCUCUCAUCCCGAUCUUUGACCACAGCAGUAUCGUCACCUCUCACGCGGACGUCACCGCUGCGACUGCACACUCCAUCAAUUGGAGCAUACGCUCUCCGUUCAGCACAGAGAUAUUAUUCUUCUGAGACUGAAUCGAGCAAGACUGAAACCAAGGAUGCUGGAGAGCAGAAGGAGUCGAAGACCGAGACAGCAGAAGGCAAGGAAGAAGACGCCCUGAAGAAGGAGUUGGAGGCAAAACAGAAGGAAAUCGUUGAACUGAAGGACAAAUAUCUUCGCUCCGUGGCCGAUUUCCGAAACCUUCAGGAACGCACUAAGCGCGACAUCGAUAACGCACGCACAUUUGCCAUUCAAAAGUUUGCUGGUGAUCUUCUGGAUACCGUUGACAACUUCGACCGUGCCCUCUCCGCAGUGCCGGCCGAGAAGCUGGAGGCUCGUGGAGAUGAGUCUCUUAAGGACCUGCACAACCUAUAUGAUGGCUUGAAGAUGACUGAGAACAUCCUUAUGGCUACGCUGAAGAAGCAUGGCCUGGAGAGGUUUGACCCCGGCGAGCCUACCGAAGACGGCAAGCCUCAGAAGUUCGACCCCAACCGACACGAGGCUACUUUCAUGGCCAAGGCCGAAGGCAAGGAGGACGGCGAGAUUAUGUACACUCAGAGCAAGGGAUUUAUCCUCAAUGGCCGGGUGGUCAGAGCUGCCAAAGUUGGUGUUGUCAAGAACUCUUAAGCUUGUUCAGACUAUUCCCAAGAGUCUGUUUGCGAGCUUCGCCUUCGGAUUUCACCCAAUCUUCCUAAUACUUUUCUCUCAACGUCUGUACAAUAUAUCCUGAGCCAUAC